UUUCUAAAGAAAACCAAAACCCCCCCUCCCCUCUCUCUCUUCCUCCUCCUUUAUAUAUUUACUCCCAAAUAAAAAAAAUCUCUUCUUCUUUAUAUAAUACCAAAGGGCUCUCCUCUCUCUACUUCCUCUGUAUCAUCAUCAUCAUCAUCAUCUCUCUUCUUUCGCCCCUGUUUCUUUUGAUUUUACAGAGCCCCUGAUUGAUUUCGCUCAGAGAUAUGGGGAGAGGGAGGAUUGAGAUUAAGAAGAUUGAGAAUGUCAACAGUCGUCAAGUCACUUUCUCCAAAAGACGAAACGGCUUGAUUAAGAAGGCUAAAGAGCUUUCGAUUCUCUGUGACGCCGAGGUUGCUCUUAUCAUCUUCUCCAGCACCGGCAAGAUUUACGAUUUCUCUAGCGUCUGUAUGGAGCAAAUUCUUUCAAGAUAUGGAUACACUGCUGCGUCCACUGAGCAUAAACAAAGAGAAAAACAACUUCUACUUUGUUCUUCACAUGAAAAUGAAGCUGUGUUGCGAAAUGAUGAUUCUAUGAAGGGGGAACUUGAAAGAUUACAGCUUGCAAUUGAGAGACUGAAGGGUAAGGAGCUUGAUGGUAUGAGUUUCCCGGAUCUUAUCACUCUUGAAAACCAGCUGAACGAGAGCUUGCAUAGUGUCAAGGAUCAAAAGACAAAAUUCUUGCUCAACCAGAUUGAAAGAUCCAGGUUACAGGAGAAAAGAGCAUUGGAAGAAAACCAAAUCUUGCGCAAACAGGUGGAGUUGUUGGGUAGAAGUUCAGUACCAAAAGUGUUGAGUGAAAGACCUCAGAUUUCUAGCCCAGAAGCUGAUCGCGAGAGCUCUUCAUCAGAUGAUGAUGAGAAUGACAACGAGGAGCAUCAUUCAGACACUUCCUUGCAGUUGGGGCUAUCAUCUACGGGGUACUGUACACAAAGAAAGAAGCCGAAGAUGGAACUGGUAUGCGAUAACUCUGGGAGUCAAGUGGCUUCUGAUUGAUGGAAUUCUUCUUCUAAUACUCUGGUGUUUAGGAAUUUUAUAUAUAUCUUCUUGUUCCUGGCUUUUGCUUUUGGAUUAACUUCUGUCCCAAGUAGAGUUUGAUUUAUGCUUAGGUGAACAUUUUACCUCAAUCAAGAAGGAUUUGAUUAAUCAAUGAUAUUAGAUUUUCUUA
This is a messenger RNA of Capsella rubella, 1155 nucleotides long. RefSeq names its product agamous-like MADS-box protein AGL18. The record is from RefSeq and is a predicted model, not a curated record. The transcript is spliced from 8 exons. Gene Ontology annotation, cellular component: nucleus. Gene Ontology annotation, molecular function: DNA-binding transcription factor activity, RNA polymerase II-specific; protein dimerization activity; RNA polymerase II cis-regulatory region sequence-specific DNA binding. NCBI's taxonomy places the organism in Eukaryota, Viridiplantae, Streptophyta, Magnoliopsida, Brassicales, Brassicaceae. Gene Ontology annotation, biological process: positive regulation of transcription by RNA polymerase II. The coding region runs from base 216 to 983 and encodes 255 amino acids.